AUGGACAAGCAACUGACGUAUCAUUUUGAUGUCACAAUUUUUGUACGAGUAUGCGCACCGGGUGCACAUUGUAUUAAUAAGGUAACUGCCAAGGAAAAUUUACUAAAAUGUCUUCAACCAAAAUAUUGUCGGGUUGCAGUUUGUAUCGCGAUCAAAUGGGACAAGAUUCGUUGCUCGUUCGACCGGCAGCCCGUCCAAGAAGGAUUGCUACCCGAAGAACAGGUUGGACGCUAUCCUUGGCUAGGCGUUAUCCAGUAUGACUUCUACUCGGCAGAUACGAUGCGUUACAGCAUCACUGGAGCUGUGCUCAUACAUCCCGAAUAUGCACUUGCGCCAGCCGAGGACAUGGCUAAAAUCGACAAAGACAUCCUCAGGAAUAGCACAUACUUCAUAGUGUGGUACAGUCCCACGGUAAAAUACACCAUGGGCGUGGAGAGUUACAAUCUAAACAAAGAGUACGAGACCUUGACGUAUGCUACCACUGCUCUCGUCAAAAUAGUCAGAGACAGGACCAUCGAGCUGGGAGACCCAGGCAAGUCCUUUUUCCCAUGUUUCAUAGCCCUAGGCGGUUAUCACUAUCACACAGUCGCCGCAUUUCGUUGUGAAGUGCCGAGCGACGAAUUCGCGUGCGGCGACGACAGUACGAUGCUGCGGUUUGCUCCGAUAUCUCGUUGUCCGCCCGGAUCUGCGGUGCGUGAUGUCUAUGAGAGAAAAUGCCCGGAGCAUAAGAUGCUGGUGCCGACGUACCCAAUCUGCGCGUCGGCACAGGGCGUGCAUUUCACUUGCUUCAUGGAGUCGGGCUCCGUGCUCGUCUCGAGAGACUCCAACGAGUAUUGGACCUUGACUCUCGCUAAGUGGUUGGAUCAAAAGGGUCAGAUGCAAAAGGCGGUAGUCUUGGACACGGCAUGGAUGGUCCACCGGUUCCUCUCUCUGCAGCCCAUGACCACCGCUUCCGAAACCAUUAAAUGGAAUAAAGUACGGUGUUCAGUAGACCGUGCCCCGAUAGUAGAAGGAGUGGUAUCCCCAGACCAGAUGGGACGGUUUCCCUGGCUUGGAGUUAUACAGCAUGACUUCUGUACGUACUCGUCAGACUUAUACGGUAAAAAGCGGUCGUUCAGCGUGACGGGUGCGGUGCGGAUCCAUGCAUCCUAUGCACUUGCACCUGCCGAGGAUAUGGCUAUGAUAAACAGAAAAACCAUCUCCAACACCACGCAUUUUAUUGUGUGGCAUAGUGCAGACCUGAAGUAUUCCAUUGGUGUAGAAGACUACAUCAUGCAUCCCGAGUACGAAGACCGGAGGACCUAUGCCACCACUGCGCUUGUUGAGCUCAUGAUUGUGGAAUCCAACCAGGUUGGACACCCAGCUCCAGUCUUGCCUAUUUGUUUGCCCGCCAAGAACCAUCCUUCUUUUGACAAGAUCUAUGUCGUAAAAAUGACUACCGGAGAUGAUGGCCAGAUUCUGAAGGAGAUAAUCUCAAUGAUUGCCAUUGACAACAAAGACUGCGAUAUAUUCUAUGAAAAGGCUGAGCUGGACUUCAAGAUGAUGUUGCCCUCGCAGCCGAUUUGCGCGACCACCCUCGAGCAACAACCGGCUUGUAUAUGGGACGGUGGAGCUGUGCUGGUCACAAGAGAGCCGGAUAGCUAUUGGACACUGUUAGGUUUCGGGGUGCGCGGGCCGGGCUGCGGAGCGCCGGCGCGAUUUGUCGACGUUCAGAGCCAGCUGUUGUGGAUCGACCCUCAGGUCAGCGCUACUACUUAAACUGAGGACUUAAGUAGAUUGCAAUCCGGACAUCUAGUGUUCAAAAAUCCGGAUUUUUCUAGGAUCCGUUUUAAACCCCAGAUUGUAAAGUCUUAAUCCAAAUUUGUUUAACAAUGCAAAAAAUAGAGCAAAACUCACUGGCCAGAAACCAAAUCGUAUUUUUUCAACUCAAUUUGGCAGCGUUUUAAAAGUUAAGCCGAACCGCGCAAAGACCCUUUCCACUUGUAAUUACUGCCUAUUUGGUGCGCUAAUCAAAUCAUUCUAUAUUGAACUGCCAUUAAGGGAUAGACCAGAGGUUGGCAAACUUUUGCAAAGAAGAGUCAGCCGAAGUAGAACGCACCAGUUCUAGGAAUCUCAAUAAGUGUUUGUUUUGGAUGGUUUGAAGAUCAUGCGUACCCCCAAAGACGUUGGCGUUCUUCAGCCGAGGUUUGCCGACCCCUGGCUUAGACAGAGGCAGUAAAUUGAAAUAUUCGAAUUCGAACACUUUAGAUACAAUAGAAUUUACCAUGGACCUGAUAUAGCAAUUAUAACUUUACCAUACUAUUAAAAUCCGGACGAACAAUUUGACGGUAUCUUAAAUCUACGCAGGUACUACCCCACCCCACCCCGGCCAGUAGAGAUUUGAAUACACUUGCUUUGUGAGAAUGCACUGAGGGUAUUUUAUAUUGUUAAUUAUAGUAUAUAUUAUAUAACAAGUUGUAUUUAAUUCAAUGACGCAAUGCAAAUAAAUUUAUGAAUGUAA
Messenger RNA from Cydia pomonella (codling moth), 2500 nucleotides. RefSeq lists its product as uncharacterized. The record is from RefSeq and is a predicted model, not a curated record. The transcript has 14 exons. The coding region runs from base 1 to 1758 and encodes 585 amino acids. Gene Ontology annotation, molecular function: serine-type endopeptidase activity. Gene Ontology annotation, biological process: proteolysis. NCBI's taxonomy places the organism in Eukaryota, Metazoa, Arthropoda, Insecta, Lepidoptera, Tortricidae.